UGUUGGUUUCAAAGAAGGAUGAAUGGGAUUUCCAGGUUUAAGCAUUACAGAGGAAGGAGGAGGAAAUGUAAUGAGCAAAGUGAGCUGUAACAACAGGUUUGUAGGCUUGUGCUCGCUAUCAUAUAGUUGGGUUUUGCUGAUGAGAAGGUAGCUAAGUCCUGAGUUUGAUACAAGAUACCCAAAAACACAUAGCCAUCCCUUCUCUUUCCCUGGUCACUUCUUUCUAUUGUACCAGACUGCCAAGGUACAAAGCCUUUUCCUGGGAGGUCCAACCCCAAAAAUCACAUAGACAAUGCAAUUUGUGAAUCUUUGCAUCAAAACUGCUAUUUUCACAUUCAUUUGGUCCCACCCAGCCCAGCAUUGGCUGCUCAGAGCAGCAGUGUUGCCUGUUUUGAGCCUGUGGCGUGCAAUUGCCUUUGCUACUUCCACUCCUUUCCCCAGCAGCACAGUAAACAGACGUGUGACAGGAAGCUAUGGCAUCAAAGGAGCCGGCCUCUUUGGUGGACAGAACCACCUGGGAUUUCCUCAACCUGCUGGACAUGCUGGGGAGCCGGAACGGACGGGUAGGGGUGAUGGAGGUGGACCAUGCUGAGUCAAGAGCUCCCUCAUUGCUGGUGGAUUUUACCCGGGACCUGUGUGGCACAGGGGACAUCAAGCACAAACCACAGCAGGCAGAGAAUGAGGGAAAGGAGGAGGAAGACCUGGUUCCCCCACAUCUGAUUUUUAUGCUAUGGCAAGCCAGUGUGUUGAAAAGGCUCAUGCAGUGGGAUCACCUGGAGGAAGCUGUCCGGGAUGUGAGGAGCCUCCUCCCCUGCCUGCCGCAUGUGCUGGUGCUUGUGAUGAUCCGCCCUGACUCCCAGGAGCAGCUGGACCAGGCGGUGAGAGCGCUGAGGAGAAUGCAGUGUGUGCUGGAUGGGGCCCUGCAACUGACUGUAGAGACUGCAAUUUACAGCCCAGGCCAGCCAGGAGGUGUCCUGGAGGCAAAGAGAGCUGCCUGUAGGGCACUGAGAGAAGCCUUGAACUGCCAUGAAGAAGUCGACUCCCAGGAGCCAUUUGUUAUUUCACUCCCAGAGCUCAGAUACUGCCGAGUUCUGCCUGAACGUAGGCAAGAGAAAGUAUCAAAGACAGAUGGAGAAUGAAUUCCUUGGGCAGCCAAAUCUGUCAGAUCUUUUGUCAUCCUAAGAUCUUCAUUAUCAUCAAAAAAAGGAUUAAACACCUGAUAUUUAUCUCA
Onychostruthus taczanowskii (white-rumped snowfinch) is the source of this 1231-nucleotide messenger RNA. RefSeq lists its product as uncharacterized. The transcript has 3 exons. NCBI's taxonomy places the organism in Eukaryota, Metazoa, Chordata, Aves, Passeriformes, Passeridae. The coding region runs from base 474 to 1139 and encodes 221 amino acids. The record is from RefSeq and is a predicted model, not a curated record.